This is a messenger RNA of Cooperia oncophora, 612 nucleotides long. Lineage: Eukaryota; Metazoa; Nematoda; Chromadorea; Rhabditida; Trichostrongylidae. The record is from the annotation of a GenBank genome assembly.
AUGUUGAAAACGUGUUCCCAAGCACUCUUGCGACGUUUUGCCAAAUUCCGUGGACUUGAGUUAGGUGAAGCUCUCGUCAAAGGUUGCGAAGGUCUAAGACAACCAGCUGCAUCACCUGUGGGAGUCAGAUCUGCAGUACGACGUGCAGUAGAGGAGGUUCUCGAAUGUGACUCGAUGCUCUCCCGCCUUCUUCUGUGUGCGAGACCUGUCGCAAAAGAGAAUGGCGUCCACGCCGUCGAACAGACCACCAAGCACCAUCGGCUGGCUGACUACUCGUCGCUCGAGAUUCGCUGUGGUGUGAUACGAAAUCGACUUUCACCAUCAGCAGUUUUCCAUAUGUUUGUCAAUAAUAUUUUUAACAGAGCCUCCAUCAUAGGAGCCAUCGUAAAAGUGCUACUAAAGUCGUUCAUUGAAUCGAUACGGCUGCAAACAUAUGGAAAGUUUGCAGUAGAACAAAUACAGAUUGCUAUUAUCCUUCAACGAGGAGUGUCACCAUUGGUAGCGGAUGAGGUCAUAGUGAAUUCUAUGGUAGAUCAGGCUCUUUCCUCUGCUCUAAAGCGAUGUGUGGCUCCAGAGCUCGGUUCAUCCAACUCGACUACGGCAAAUUUGUGA